Punica granatum (pomegranate) is the source of this 3537-nucleotide messenger RNA. The record is from RefSeq and is a predicted model, not a curated record. Lineage: Eukaryota; Viridiplantae; Streptophyta; Magnoliopsida; Myrtales; Lythraceae.
UGGUUUCAGAGCUUGCCACCUUCUUCUUCUUCCUCUCUCUUCUCUCUCUGGGCUGUAUGUCUGUCUCUCAAAAGUUACCGUCGGGACUCUGUGUUCUGUCGUUUUCUGUCCGCUCCCUCCGUACUCGCUUGCAAUAACUCUCGGCACCGCUUCCGUCCAAAUUUCGCUCUUUCUCCUGGAAUCUUCCGCUCUUGAUCGCUCGAUCUUCAGCUGGGAUACUCCUCUCUGUCUCUGUCUCUGUCUCUCUCUCUAUCUUCAUCGCUUCCCGUGCUUCGCUUCUUGCUUGGAUCAGAGGGUUCUCGGAUACCCACAUCACCCCGCGCUCGGAGCCCAAUUUGGUAGCUCGUUCUGGGUUUUGGAGCUCUUUGGUUUCCAGUGUGAAUGAAGGUGGAUGAAUUGGGAAUCGGGUCGGUUGAUGGGUCGAUGGAUGAGGAGGUAGAAUGCUUAAUUUAGGGGUCUGAUGAUUCUCGAAUCAUGUGGUUCUCGUUCUGGAGAUCCAGGAACAGAUUCUCCGUCGACGAGCUGAGAUACUUAACUGAUCAGCUUCUUAAGUUCCAGGUUGUUAACGAAGUUAACAAGGAUUUUGUCAUUGAAGCAUUGAGAUCAAUUGCAGAAUUAAUAACAUAUGGUGAUCAACAUGACUCGUCCUUUUUUGAUUUUUUUAUGGAGAAGCAAGUCAUGGGGGAGUUUGUACGGAUACUAAGGAUUAGUAGAACUGUUAGCGUCUCCCUUCAGUUGCUGCAGACAAUGAGUAUAAUGAUUCAGAACAUCAAAAAUGAACAUGCUAUAUAUUACAUGUUCAGCAAUGAACAUAUCAACAGCCUCAUAACAUAUUCGUUCAACUUCGACAAUGAGGAGCUGCUGUCUUAUUAUAUAUCUUUCUUAAGAGCAAUAAGUGGAAAGCUGAACAAGAACACAAUUUCCCUGCUUGUAAAGACUGAAAAUGAUGAAAUCGUUUCCUUCCCACUAUAUGUUGAAGCAAUUAGAUUUGCAUUCCAUGAGGAGAAUAUGAUCCGAACGGCAAUACGUGCUCUCACGCUUAAUGUAUACCAUGUUGGAGAUGAUGGUGUAAAUAGAUUUGUUGCAAGCCCUCCCCAUGCAAAAUACUUUUCGAACAUGGUCAAAUUCUUUUGCAAACAGUGCAUUGACUUAAAUGGGCUAGUUACUAAUGCUUCUGGGAAAUCUGAGCCAGACUUAAUCGCUAAGAUUUUUUCUGCAGUUGAUGAAAUUGAGGAUACUUUAUACUAUUUUAGUGAUAUAAUUUCCGCUGGUAUUCCUGAUAUUGGGAGGUUAUUGACAGACAAGAUUUUGAAGCAUUUGGUCUUUCAGUUGCUUCUUCCUUCUCUGAGAACAGAAUCUAAUCAAGAGGGACAGAUUGGUUCCAUUACCUCCCUCUAUUUGCUUUGCUGCAUUCUACACAUUGUCAAAAUCAAAGAUUUGGCUAAUGUCAUAGCUGCUGUUCUUUUCUCCCAACCUGAGGCAGUUGUUUCAAACCGUGGAAUUAAAGUCAAUGGCAUUGUAUCUAGUCAUAAAUGUAUCGAUGAAAGACAGCAAUCAGGUGAUGAAAGUGUUACAAAGGAAAACAGUGGAGCACUUAAAAUCACCGUGCCUUCCUCUUCAAGUGAUAUGAUGAGUGAUUCAGGCGAUUGUACUAUAAGAAAGCCUUCUACUGUUUCACAUGGAGUGAGGGAGACUUUGCUUUCUUAUAUCAGAUGUGGGAACGAUGUUCAAGUUUUGGGUUCCUUAAGUGUGCUGGCAAUGUUGUUACAGACAAAAGAACUGGAUGAAUCGAUGCUAGAUGCACUCGGAAUACUUCCUCAACGAAAAAAGCACAAGAAACUCCUGCUGGAAGCCUUGGUUGGAGAGACGUCUGGGGAAGAGCAACUCUUUACAUCAGAAGCUAGCUCAAGGAGAGAUAGCAUAAGCAGCGAACUUGAUGAUUAUAUAGAAAGGCUUAAGGAGCAGUAUGGUCUAUCAAAUUUAAUUCUGGAAGAGGGAGCUAGCCCUAGGGUACAUAGGUUUCAGGUAUUAGAUGUUCUGGUUACUCUUCUGUGCCGGUCAAACAUAUCAGCAGAAACUCUAUGGUAUGGUGGUUGGCUUUUACGGCAAUUGCUCCCCUAUGGCGAGGGAGAGUUCAGCAGUCAUCAUCUGCUGACACUCAAAGAGUCAUACAGGGAGAGUGCUUGUGCUCUUAUGGGGGAGACAAGAGGCAGCUGGCCUGAUCAUGUUGUGACAAUCCUUUGUGAUGAGUGGAGAAAGUGCAAAAGAGCAAUUGAGGCACCGUCACCCAGAAAGGAGCCAAAGUACAUACUCUUGUCACUGUUGAGGCCAUCUGAAGAUGGUGUUCCAAGUAAUUCUUCUUAUGCUGCUGGUGAAAAGAUGUGUGAGACGGUCAAGGUGUUUGUGCUGCUGCAUCAACUGCAAGUGUUUUCAAUAGGUAGAACUUUGCCUGAGCAACCUCCCAUUGGUUCACCAAGUGAUAGCAGUGAAAGUUCGCGUGGAAAAACUGCUGGAUUAGAUGAAUGUGGUCCCAAGGCGGGCACUGAAAUAAAACUUGGUGAUGCUGUGCCCUGCAGAAUUUCAUUUGAGAGGGGUCGGGAGCGUCAUUUCCACUUUCUAGCUGCCUCUGUGGGAUCUAAUGGAUGGAUUCUCCUUGCUGAGGAGUUGCCACUGAAGCCGCGUCAUGGAGUUGUGCGAGUUGCUGCUCCUUUGGCCAGUUCAAAUCCCAAGAUUGACGAGAAACACCCGAAAUGGCUACAUCUUGGGAUCCGUCCCUCCACACUUCCCUUCUUAGACCCCACCAAGUCUCCCCUACAAGGAAAGGCAAAGGCCAGAGCUCUGGUUGAUGGGAGGUGGACUCUCGCAUUUCGGGAUGAAGAGUCCUGCAAGUCAGCUCUGUCCAUGACUCUCGAGGAGAUCAAUAUGCAAAGCAACGAGGUAGAGAAGAGGCUGAAACCUCUUGUCAGCCUCGAUGCCAUCUCAGGUUCUUCAAAUCUCGCUCCACAUCCUCUGUUCCACAAGUCAGUUUCCCCUCUAAAUUCAUAACCUGGUUGAGGUUUUCCCUUUUUCUUUCUUCUGAGUUGGAUAUAGUCGAGGCGAAGCACUGGGUGAUAAUUCUAUUAGUUGCAAUCACCCGUUUUAUAUAUGGAUCCAUCUAUUGUAGAUAUGCCCCGACAAGUAGAUUAGAUAUCGGCUUUCAGCACGAUUCUUUGUAACUAGUUUUUUUUUUGGUUAAUUUAUUUUUUGGCGUGCCCGAUUUGUAAGUCUAGGGCAGUUUCCCAUUCUUUCGAUAGAUAAGAAGCUUAGGUUUUGAGGCUUUCCUUUUUACCUUAUACCUACUUUGAAGCUGUGUAAAAUUGUUGUAUAUCUGAGGCCAUUCCAAUAGUGAAAGCUCUGAUGUCAUCAUUCCUGUUUACCGAACUUGUCUUCUCAAGAAUGUGAGUUUUAAGUCUUGAACUAUCAGUGAAGAUAAUCUAGUUGGAUCAUCGAAUAACUUAUAUAACUUUUGCAGCACCGAACUUGGUGUUAAUUUCUUCA